AUGUCUAACGUGGAUGUUUUACUUACCGUAGGGAAGCUGGAUGCUUCCUUAGCUUUAUUGACCACUCAAGAUCAUCAUGUAAUUGAAUUUCCAACAAUGCUGUUGCCUGAUAACAUUAAAGCAGGAUCAAUCGUAAAAUUCAGUGUUUCACAAAGCUUGGAAGAAGAGAGGAGACAAAGUGAGAAAUUCAACAGUCUGCAGACAAAAAUUUUAGAAAAAUAUGGUACUUCAAAACCAGAGAAACCAGUUUUAAAAAUAGUAAAUAUUACCCAAACAAGUUGUGUUCUAGCAUGGGAUGAAUUAAAACUGGGUUCUGCGAAAUUGAAAUCAUUAGUAUUAUACAGACAAGGUAUCAGAUCAAUGAUAGUCCCAAGUCCUUUAAAAAUAACCGAAACCAAACUUUCUGGUUUAUCAAUUGACCAUCCUUAUGAGUUUCAAUUAAAAUUAUCCACAACAUCAGGGAAUUUUUGGUCAGAAAAGAUUAAUAUCCAGACACACAAAAUGACUGAUAUGUCUGGUAUUGUUGUAUGUUUAGGGCCACUUGAUCCAAUGGAGAGAAUUACUGACUCUCAAAUUUCUAAUUCUCUAAAGAAGAUAGGUGCAAAAGAACUUCAACACAAAGUAGCCAUUGAUACAACUCAUUUCAUUUGCAACGAUAUCGACAAUGAAGAUGACCCUGAAUUGAUCAAGGCUAAGAAUAAUAAUAUUCCAAUCGUUAGACCGGAAUGGGUCAGAGCUUGUGAAAUAGAACAAAGGAUUAUUGGUGUUAGGGGUUUCUACUUAGAUGCUGAUCCAAGCAUUUUAAAAAGCUAUACAUUCCAAGGGGUAUCUUCUGGAACAGAAGAACCAGUAUCCGUUGAAAUACCUCAAGCAGAAGUGAUAGAAACAGAGCCAAUUCACAAAACUGAAGAAAAGAUAGAAGUAGCAGAAGAAGAUUCAAUAGAUAAAUCAUCAAUUGAAAUUGCUCAGGGAAAUGUAAGAGAAAAAGAUCAGAUUGAUGAAAAAGAUCAAAUUGAAGAGGAAACUUUUGAACCACUAAAUGAAACUGUAACAGCAAAUAUUCAGGAACAGGACUUAGUAGAAGAUACAGGUUUAACUAACGACGAUAUUGUUAAAAAUAUCGAAGGUGCACAAAUCGAGAUAGUAAACAGCAGAGAUCAAGAAGAAAUGGAAAUGGUAAAGGAAAGCGAAGGCACGACUUUCAAUAUAGAAGAGGGACAAAAAGACGACGACGAACAAUUGAAUGAAGUUGAGCUAACUGUCGAAGAUGAACACUUGAAUGGCGUUGGAGGGCAGCUUGAGGAACAACAAUUGAACGGAACGGAAGAGAACAUUGAAGAGGAACAUGAAGUUAACGAUGAUCAAUUGAACGCGGAUGAACCAAACACUGAAGUUCAACAAAAAUCUGAAAGUGAGGAGAAAACUAACGCCGUUUCAUUAGACGAAAAUAUUCAAAAUAACAAUAAUGUGAACGCAAAUGAAUUAGAAGUAAAUCUAGAGCAUGUGGAUACUAAUAACGAAAGCUUUGAUAAGGAUGAUGAACAAAAGAAAACCAAGAUGCAGACAAUGGUGUAA
This is a messenger RNA of Tetrapisispora phaffii CBS 4417, 1575 nucleotides long. It is a transcript of the gene CHS5, whose product is annotated as Chs5p. Gene Ontology annotation, biological process: Golgi to plasma membrane transport; conjugation with cellular fusion. Gene Ontology annotation, cellular component: exomer complex; trans-Golgi network. The record is from RefSeq and is a predicted model, not a curated record. NCBI's taxonomy places the organism in Eukaryota, Fungi, Ascomycota, Saccharomycetes, Saccharomycetales, Saccharomycetaceae. Gene Ontology annotation, molecular function: protein dimerization activity. Bases 1 to 1575 code for a protein of 524 amino acids. The transcript has a single exon.